Messenger RNA from Saccostrea cuccullata (small rock oyster), 2484 nucleotides. RefSeq names its product heat shock 70 kDa protein 12B-like. The record is from RefSeq and is a predicted model, not a curated record. Bases 41 to 1786 code for a protein of 581 amino acids. Gene Ontology annotation, molecular function: ATP binding; ATP-dependent protein folding chaperone. Lineage: Eukaryota; Metazoa; Mollusca; Bivalvia; Ostreida; Ostreidae. The transcript has 4 exons.
AAAGAUGUGUUCCUUAUUUUAUCACUAGUGGAUACAAAGAAUGUCGACGGAAUGUGUAAUGAUUUGUGCUAUAGAUCUUGGCACAUCGUAUUCCGGGUAUGCUUUUGCCCCCAGACAAAAUCUCACAAACAAUGGGUGUGAUAUUUACUCCAGCCACUGGGAGAGCGAUCUGCUGUCUCACAAGACACCCACGGCCAUCUUACUGGACCCCAUCAUGAAUUUCCAGGUCUUCGGACAUGAAGCGAAUACUAAAUUUGCCAAAUUAGCCGAAGAUGAAAAAGAUGCAGAUUGGUUUUAUUUCAAAGACUUCAAAAUGGAUUUAUAUGAUAAGGAUUUAACUGAAAGUUCAAUGAUCCAAGAUAUCCACGGAAAAUACGCAUCAGCCCUAAAAAUAUUUGCAGAAUCUUUAAAAUUCCUCCGAGGACACUUUCUUGACAUGCUUCAAGGGCGUAACAUGGGUGUAAUGGAGGAAUUCAUCUUCUAUGUGGUGACGGUCCCAGCGAUAUGGAGUGAUGCAGCAAAGCAGUUCAUGAGAGAGGCUGCCGUCAUGGCGGGAAUGUGUCGACAACGUCUUGCAUUGGCUCUUGAGCCCGAGGCCGCAGCACUUUACUGUAAGCGGCUUACACCAGACAGAACUGUCCAAAGGGAGGAACCUCCUGAAUUCGUGGUAGAUCAGCCAUAUGUUGUUAUCGAUUUAGGUGGUGGAACUUCAGACAUCACAGUUCAGAAAGUUUCGGCGGCAGGCAAGUUUCAGAACCUGUAUAAGGCCUCGGGGGGACCGUGGGGAGGAAACAAAGUCAACAAAUGCUUCCUUGAACUAUUUGUCAAACUUUUUGGGGAUUCCAUAUUCCAUGAAUUCUGUAAAAAUAAUAUGGAUGACUUCUUUGAUUUGUUACAGAUUAUUGAAAUAAAGAAGAGAUUGAUUUCUGAAGACAGAAACGAAACGAUAUCACUCGACAUUCCCAAUUCACUUAUGGAUCUCUAUGCCAAAAGUUUAGAAACGGCAAUAAAAAACGCAGAAUUGGAUGAAACAAUUAAGGCAAGGAAGAGAAAUAAGAUAAACGUUAGUUGUUCUUAUUUCCAAGAUCACUUUAAGGAAAUAUGUGAUAAAACUAUAAAUUUAGUAAAGACCAUUAUAAAGGAAAAUGUUCAGUGUCAACAAAUAAAAACGUUAAUAAUGGUUGGAGGAUUUUCGGAAUCAAAGAUGGUGCAAAGUAUAUUCAGAGAGAGUUUCCCGGGAUAUGACGUCAAGAUUCCUUUAGACGCAGGAUUGGCUGUUUUGAAGGGUGCAGUGAUUUUUGGAUAUGAUAGCAGUGUAAUCCAAACUCGAAUGUGUCCAUACACGUACGGAAUAGCAGUUCUUAAAAAAUUCAAUCCCCAUGUCCAUGAUGUAUCCAAAAGUUUCCUAGAAGACGGACAAUGGAGAUCUGAUGAUUGCUUUGAAAAGUUUUUUGAAGUAGAUGAACCUUUAGCCAUUGGUACAAAACGAUCUAUCAGUGUUAAUAUCAGUCAUGUGGGUGAAGAUCGUCAAAAAGACAGAAGAGAGCACAAGGAAAUCGAGGUGUUCUCGUCCUCGCUUCACUCGCCUCUGUAUACGACCGACCCCACAUGUAGGUCUCAUGGUUUGAUAAGCGUGUACCCACCGGGAGGGGAGUGGCCUGUUUAUGUCAGAGGACGUGUAGAAAUAGAAGUCACGGGAACAGAUUGUUUCAGCAUCUCGUAUAUUGACGAAAUAACGCAACAAACAACUUCCGGAACAAUCGACUUCCUGAAGAAAACUACAUGAUGCUCUCGACCAACCCCCAACUCCCCAUUCUAUAUCUAAACGUUCAAGGAAUGUCCUCAUUUGUUACUUUGCCAGUUUCUUGUCAAAUAAUUUGUACAGUCGUAUUACAUGGAAGGUAUAAUCGGACGAAGUAUCCAUCAACAAGUUCAGCCCUUGAUUUACCUUGCUUUCUAGCUAGCGGCAGAAUUACUUGUUCUCCACGCUUCGACUAUUUAUAUUAUAUGACCACGUGACAACCCUAAAAUCGAAUACUCACCAAGAAUAAUCAUAAAUAGUGUAACUUAGUGACAUAAUUUACACCCCUCGAGACCUUCAUCAGCCUUUGACUCUCCAUGAAUGAAAGUAACAAUUGUUUAUUGUUAAUUUAUCGUCUAAAUACUAGUAUCGAAAUGUCGAGUUGAAGCUCAUAGCAAGUGUUUUAAAUAAAUUCUGCUUAAUGGGAAUAUAAAAACAGGACAGCUGGUAAAGGAGCACAAUUACGUGUCAUUUUGAAUAUCAGCUGUUUGUUGGAAAGCCUUGUCUCCCAAGACUAAAUAAAUACUUUCAAUUAAAUACUUUCCAUGAGAUCUCCAGCAUGAUUUUAAUAUCAACUUUGAAGUACCUGUUUAUACAAUUAGAGUGACUUUUCAGAGAGUAAUUUUGUUGAUUUAUCAUUACCAAUCAUAAGAUAGAAAAAUGUUCGACUUCUAUUUUAUUGA